Messenger RNA from Necator americanus (New World hookworm), 885 nucleotides. RefSeq lists its product as uncharacterized. Gene Ontology annotation, molecular function: phosphatase activity. The coding region runs from base 1 to 885 and encodes 294 amino acids. The transcript has a single exon. The record is from RefSeq and is a predicted model, not a curated record. NCBI's taxonomy places the organism in Eukaryota, Metazoa, Nematoda, Chromadorea, Rhabditida, Ancylostomatidae.
AUGGCUCCGAUAAGGAUUUCACGAGAGGAUUUGCUCAAAUACGACACGUUUCUCUUUGACGUCGAUGGGGUGCUCUGGAAAUGCGACACUCCGAUUCCUGGAGCGGUUGAUUUCGUAACGAAUCUGCUAGAAUCUAUGAAGACGGUAUUUAUCAUCAGUAAUAACUCUACAAUGACUCCAGAACAGUAUCUGGCAAAAAUUGAGCGUAUGGGAUUCAAAGGGAUAUCCAGGGAGCAGCUUAUCACUCCUGCUAUUGUGUUGGCUACAUACUUCAAGGAACGACCGGAAUACGGUGGGCAACCGAUUUACCUACUGGGUGUAGAGAAUUUGAAAGAAACACUAGAGACUAUGGGUGGAGUCCGAUGUUUUGGCAACGGUCCUGAUCACUUUUCUUCUGGUUCCUAUCAGGAUUUUGUCUUUAGUUUCGAUAUGCCCGUAAUCCCGAAGGCAGUCGUUUGCAGCUACGACUGCCGUCUCAGCUAUCCUAAAAUCAUGAAAGCCGCUACCUUCUUAAAGCGACAAGAAGUGGAAUUUCUAGUUACCGAUGAGGACAAAACGAUUCCCAGCCCGAAUCCCGAUUAUGUUAUUCCUGGAGCUGGAGCGGUUUCAUCUACAGUUCGAGCCGUUUCCGGCCGUACACCGAUAGUUUUUGGAAAGCCGAACAAGCCAAUAGCUGAUUUUUUGAAGAAACACCAUCAUAUUGACGCCGGGAAGACGGUAAUGUUCGGAGAUCGUUUGGAUAGUGACAUACAGUUUGCAAAUGAUAAUGGUUUUGCAAGUUGCUUUAUGCUGACUGGAGUGAACACGAUGGAUGACGUGACGAAGGCGGAGGUUCGCGGAGAGAAACAUCUCCUGCCGACGUAUACCUUUUCGUUUUCCAACUAG